Messenger RNA from Danio rerio (zebrafish), 1659 nucleotides. The record is from RefSeq and is a predicted model, not a curated record. NCBI's taxonomy places the organism in Eukaryota, Metazoa, Chordata, Actinopteri, Cypriniformes, Danionidae.
AUGGAGCGUAUAAAGUCAACAUCCCCCCUCCUGCAUUUAAAUUUAGAUAAUUUUAACUCCCCAGAAGCUGAAGACAGCAGAUAUGUUCUGACAAGUCCGCGUUCGCUCGAAUCCUGUGCAAAACUGGGAGUGAAACCUGUUGAUCUGCUGUUCAGAUCCUUCACAGAGUUCAUCAAUGAGAAUCAAGGAUCUCCUCUGGAGGAGGUGAGCGGAUUAUUUGAGGAACAUGAGAAACAACGAAGAGAGCGACUGAGAAUGUGUCGAGAGGAGAGAGAGCGGAUCAUACAAGAAGACUUGAGCAGAAAAUCAUCCCUAAAACCAUUUACGGCAUUGGGAACCAUUCAGAAUCAAUGCGCAGAGUCAAAAACAAAACCUAUCGCUGAAAUUGAUGAUAAUAAUUCAAAACCAGAGACACGUGGCCAUAAGUUCCCACACACUUUCAGUCUGGCCGACCUCAGACGAUCUCCCGCAACAGAGCGACGCCUGAAGAUCCUCACUGAGGAGAUCAGCCGCAAACUAAACAUCGCACUCCCUGAAAAAGACCACAAAAUCGCUUCGCUGAUGCUAGCCAAACAUGAAGAACAGGAGAUUCGCUUGCGUCAAAGCCAAUCUGAGAAGGAGCACCGCGAGGAGGAGCAGAGGAAUGAGGAGCUCCGAAGAGCUCACUUAGAGAAAAAGCGUCCGAAACAACUUUUGGAGCACAUCCGACAAUGGCAGGAGGAUUUAGAGGAGCGGAGGAGGCGCAAGCAGCAGGAGGAGGCCAUGAUUGUGGAGCGGCAAAAACAGGAGGUGCUCCAUCACGAGGAGCGCUGGAGGAGAUCAGCAAAGGAGCAAGAAGCAAGUCGUAGAUUCAAGCACGAUUCAGCGAGUAAAGAUGCGAGAGAGCGCAAAUGUUACCAGGAGAGACUCCUGCGGGAGAAGGAGCGCAGUGAGGAGGCGCAGCGAGAAAAGGAGAUUCAUGCGGCGGCUGAAAAAGCAGAGCAAGCAUUGAGAAGCAAACAAAUCCAGGAGACGAGAGCAAAAAGGAGACUGCAGCAGGAGAAUCGAAGACAGCUACUUAAACACCUCCUGCUGAAAAAAGAAGCGGAGGAAAAGGAGCGCGCGGAGAAGGAGAUGCAGCUAAAACACUUACAAGACAAGCUGAAACGCUCUGAGAUGAACCAUGCGCUGGUUUUAGAGGAGAGGGUGGAGAAAAUGCGGCAGCAUGCGGUGAAGGAGGAGCAGCAGAUGCGGAUGGCGCUGCAGCGGGCGGGAAGGGAGGACAGGGAGCGGCUGGAGAUUAGGCGAACGCUAGUGCAGCGCUGCAAACUGCGGACUGAGCAUGCUGUGCUGCACGCGCAGGAGAAGCUGCGAAGCCGAGCUCAAAACAUCAAGACGGAGAACCAUGAGAAGGAGAAACACCAUCGCAGACUGCAGGAGCGAGUGCUGGAGGAGGAGAAAGCGCAGUGGGAGGAGAAAUGCACAGCAGUGAUGAUGAAGGAGGAGCGCAGGGAGAAGCUGCAGAGGGAUAGAGCUGAGGCUCUGGAGCGGAGCCGGAAGGUGGCCCGCGCCUCCUGCUAUAUGCGGGACAGAGUGAAGGAGCACACCGCACCACGCACCUUUGACCAGAUGGCAAGAGAAGCCGAGCUGACUGCGCAACUGAGCCAGCUGAACUUAUGA